Molecule: messenger RNA, 801 nt
Organism: Solanum verrucosum
Lineage: Eukaryota; Viridiplantae; Streptophyta; Magnoliopsida; Solanales; Solanaceae
Product: germin-like protein subfamily 1 member 13
Exons: 2
Coding region: 1-675 (224 amino acids)
Cellular component (GO): cell wall
Molecular function (GO): manganese ion binding
Source: RefSeq, a predicted model, not a curated record
AUGAGCAUGUUGUGGUUCAUAACAACAUUAGCCAUUACUGCUUUCAUUUGUUCCUCUGCUUAUGCUUAUGAUAACAACCCUUUGCAGGACAUAUGUGUCGCUGUUAACGACUCUCACGCUUCAGUUUUCGUGAAUGGAAAGAUGUGCAAAGACCCAAAGCUUGCAACAGCGAAUGAUUUCUACUUUUCAGGUCUUAAUGUUUGUGGAAAUGAAGUGCCUGGGUUUGGUAUUGCUGUAAAGACUGUGGAUGUAAACAACAUGCCUGGACUUAACACUCUUGGUAUUUCUCUUGUUCGUGGUGACCUGGAACCACAACGUAUUGUUCCACUUCACACGCACCAUCGAGCUACUGAGAUGAUAACUAUCCUGGAGGGUACUGUUUAUGCAGGAUUUCUUGUCCCUGAUCCUGCAAACUUCUUUAAGAGUCGUCUCUUCUCCAAAAUCUUGAAUCCUGGCGAUGUGUUUGUGUUCCCAAUAGGUCUUAUUCACUUCCUGUAUAAUGUGGGACACAAAAAAGCUACUUGUCUCUUUUAUUUCAAUAGUCAAAAUCCUGGACUUAUCUUGAUUCCUAAUUCAAUCUUUGCAUCAAAUCCACCUGUUCCAGACGACGUUCUCGCCAAAGGCUUCCAGCUGAAUAUGACAGAGAUUGCACAACUUCGAAAGAAAUUCUCUUAGGCUAAUGUGAUUUUCUGAAGUGUUAGCUGCUCACCAGCGCAGCGUCUUAUGAAAUGCGUUGGAAUAAUAAAUACUGUUUGCUGUAUAUUUCCAAUGAACUUAUUCAUUCAUGGAAACUGAAAUAAA